AUGGCUAAAGCUGGCGGUUCAUUGAGUGAAGGUUUGUACGGAACUAGAUUUCAGUGGAUUAGUAUUCAUGCGAGUAUGUUUAACGAUUUGUAUUUAAAUUUUACUGGUGGUAUUAUUAAAGAUUAUUAUAAUUUUUCCCAAGACUUUAUUGGUUCACAGAAUCUGUUCUAUUUCAAUUCGGAUGUUUAUCAGCGAUAUGUUACACGUUGGCGUUCAGCACCAUACGAUCUGAAAGUGUCCACAAUUCAUCCAAAAGACACUAGUACAUCCAUAUCUGUUAUAGCUAAUUUUGCAUAUGACGCUUGUUUUAUGUUUGCUAAUGCAUUACACCGAAUAAGUGAAGUGAUGCAUUUAAAUCCAAUUGAUGAAGCUAAUCGUGAGAUAUAUUAUCAUUAUUAA
Molecule: messenger RNA, 399 nt
Organism: Didymodactylos carnosus
Lineage: Eukaryota; Metazoa; Rotifera; Eurotatoria; Philodinida; Philodinidae
Source: the annotation of a GenBank genome assembly